This is a messenger RNA of Perognathus longimembris pacificus (Pacific pocket mouse), 2981 nucleotides long. It is a transcript of the gene Cyth1, whose product is annotated as cytohesin 1. Gene Ontology annotation, molecular function: guanyl-nucleotide exchange factor activity. The record is from RefSeq and is a predicted model, not a curated record. NCBI's taxonomy places the organism in Eukaryota, Metazoa, Chordata, Mammalia, Rodentia, Heteromyidae. Gene Ontology annotation, biological process: regulation of ARF protein signal transduction.
GCUUGAGCUUGACUUCAGGAACUGGGAGGUGGCGAGGACUGCUGGUGAUGCUUCUCAGGGCGCAGGCUGAUUGGCCAGGGUGUGAUUGGCCAUUCCUCUGUCAGUUCAGGAAGUAGUGCUGGUUAUUUGAGUUGUCCUCGUUAGCUACAGCUCUCCUUCCACAGGCACAGCACAACAGGCCCUUCCUGUCCCCUCUGUAAGGCAGCAAGAUGGUCCUUAACGAAGAGGAGGACGUUCCCAGUGACCUGACUGCAGAGGAGCGGCAAGAACUGGAGAACAUUCGACGGAGGAAGCGGGAGCUGCUAGCCGACAUUCAGAGGCUGAAGGAAGAGAUAGCAGAGGUCGCUAAUGAAAUUGAAAGCCUGGGAUCCACCGAGGAGAGGAAAAACAUGCAGAGGAACAAACAGGUAGCCAUGGGCAGGAAGAAAUUUAACAUGGACCCUAAAAAGGGCAUCCAGUUCUUAAUAGAGAAUGACCUACUCAAGAACACUUGUGAAGACAUUGCCCAGUUCUUGUACAAAGGGGAGGGCCUCAACAAAACAGCCAUAGGCGACUACCUGGGGGAGAGAGAUGAGUUUAACAUCCAGGUCCUGCAUGCGUUUGUGGAGCUGCAUGAGUUUACUGACCUGAACCUUGUCCAGGCCUUGAGGCAAUUCCUAUGGAGCUUCCGGCUCCCUGGAGAGGCCCAGAAGAUUGACCGGAUGAUGGAGGCCUUUGCUCAGCGGUACUGUCAGUGCAAUAAUGGGGUGUUCCAGUCCACAGACACUUGCUACGUCCUCUCCUUUGCCAUUAUAAUGUUGAACACCAGCCUGCACAACCCCAAUGUCAAAGACAAGCCCACCGUGGAGAGGUUCAUUGCCAUGAACCGGGGCAUCAAUGACGGAGGAGACCUGCCCGAGGAGCUGCUCCGGAAUCUGUAUGAGAGCAUAAAAAAUGAGCCCUUUAAUCCAGAAGAUGAUGGAAAUGACCUCACCCACACUUUCUUCAAUCCAGACCGAGAGGGCUGGCUGCUGAAGCUUGGUGGCAGGGUGAAGACCUGGAAGAGACGCUGGUUCAUCCUGACAGACAACUGCCUGUACUACUUUGAAUACACCACGGACAAGGAGCCCCGUGGGAUCAUCCCCCUGGAGAACCUGAGCAUCCGGGAGGUGGAGGACUCCAAGAAGCCGAACUGCUUUGAGCUUUAUAUCCCUGACAAUAAAGACCAAGUCAUUAAGGCCUGUAAGACUGAGGCCGACGGGCGAGUGGUGGAAGGGAACCACACUGUGUACCGGAUUUCAGCCCCCACACCCGAGGAGAAGGAGGAAUGGAUCAAGUGCAUCAAAGCAGCCAUCAGCAGGGACCCUUUCUACGAAAUGCUUGCAGCCCGGAAAAAGAAGGUCUCCUCCACGAAGAGGCACUGAGGGGUGCCGGGACCUCUGCGCCCCACCUGUCCCUAGAGACUGGCUUCUGCCUUGGUGAUGUGGUUAGCGGGGAGAGGGGCCGAUCUCGGGGGCAGGGGACUGAUGCCUGCCCCUCACGGAGAGCAGAGCUGCUGGCAGCAGAGUGCCUGGCGCGCCUUUGCCCAGAGGCCCCGCGGCCCCGCGGACAGCCGCUGUUUACCUCGAGGGCGCCGGCCAAGAGCCUUCGCUCUACGCCACCCACACCCGCGUGACACAAGAGCAAGGAGGGAAGGAAGAGAAGCCACGUACUAUAAAGAUUUAUUUUUGUUUUCUAAAGAGAAAAAGAACACCGUGCUACCCUUUGCCCCGCCUGUGGGGCCUCCCCUCACCUGCACAGGGGCUCCCGGCUGCUGGGCACCCCCCGGCGGGGCCCCGGGAGCCCCUGCCAGCGGCCCGGCAGACCCCGGGCGUCCUCAGUGGCCAGCAGGCCCCGGGACCUGCGUGCUCCUCAGGCCUCCGCCCAGGAGAGGAGCGAACGGGCCUCAGCACGGAGGCCAUUGGGCUUUAACCUAGAAAGUCAGCAUCUAAAUACCUAAUAACCAAACUGUGAGGAGGCUAUCCCACAGGUCCUGGGAUAGUCCGCCAUUUCACACCACUGUCCUUUCCUUCCCUGCGGCUCCACUCCUCGUUGUAGAGGAUGGCGCAGGGUUUACCCAAUCCCCGGGGCAUCCGCCUCCCCCGCCUCCACACCAGCCCUCACGGGACACUGCGGUGCCUCUGCGGCAGCCUCCGGAGGGCAGGGGCCUUUGCUCAGCAGGUGCCAUGCAUGGGAGCGUUGCCCUGCGCCUCCUUCCCCAGGCACGGCUGCGCGGCAGCUCUGCCCACCCGGCGCCCACCCCACCCCGUGGUGCGAAGGGAGCCACGAAGCUCGGCGUUCUCCCGCCUUCUCUCAGGGACUCUCAGGGCAGCUCCUCCACUCCGCCUGGGCGGGCAGAGCAGGUGGGGGCCGCGCUCCUGCCCGCCCUCCCUGUCCAGGCCGGCGGAGGAGCCGUGCGCCUCCAUAGGGCUGUGUGGCUUCGGCUUUGCUCCUCGGAUGCCCUGAGGUGGAUGAGCAUCUCUGGAAAUAGCUUUGCAGGGGGCGGGGCUCCUCCCACAGAUCCCACCCGGCGUGGCCUCGGGCGCUUUGGGGGCCUUGUGAAGGCGACAGUGACGGAGGGGUCCCCGCUGGAAAGCUGGGCUUCCUGGCACCGGCGCAGGCAGCGUGGGCCCAAGUGCCAGCAGCAGGGCUGGCGCCAGAGCCCCAGCGGGCCCUGCUUUGUCCCCGUCUCACAAGGAUUCCUGCACAGAGAAGCCCCUGGAUCAGUAUUAGUUUAUUUAUCAGAGGUGUAAAUAAUCCAUGUAUAGCUUUUCUCCUUUUAGAUUAUUUUGUAUUUGUUUAAAAAAGCGUUUGUCAAAAUACAAAAUAUAAAGAAAUGACUGAAAGUUGUUGACAGGGUUUUUAAAAAAAUUAAUUAUUAUUCCAAUUGUUUUAUUUGAUUGGUUUUGCCUUGUAAACUAGCGCCAAGGAACUGCAGCAAAUAAACUCCAAACCUUCCAGAA